This is a messenger RNA of Xyrichtys novacula (pearly razorfish), 5616 nucleotides long. The record is from the annotation of a GenBank genome assembly. NCBI's taxonomy places the organism in Eukaryota, Metazoa, Chordata, Actinopteri, Labriformes, Labridae.
GUUCAGUAAGUGGGAGCAGACGGUCCCAUUCCGAGUCUAAAAGAGUCCAGCAUGUGUACUUACAUAAAGACUGAGACUGUUUACAGACAGGAGCUCUCGGUCCCUCCCCGCUGACUGAAGUCCACUGUCCCGCAGACACACACACGCACACACAGACAGGUGGUCAGUUUUACAGACAGACAGGGACACUCUCACGCACCCACUCGAGGACAGGACAGCAGCGGUGUGUGUGCGGACUCCCGGGGGCGGCGUGAAGCGGACCGGGCCCGGCUGUGUGCCCGGGCCAUGGUGAGGGGAGGAUGGGGGAAGAAGUAAGAGUUUCUCCGCUGAAGAACUUCGUGGCUGGAGGGGUGGCCGGAGCGUGUCUGCUGCUGGCUGGACACCCGCUGGACACCAUCAAGGUGAGGCACGAUACCUGGAAAGAAAACGGGGCUGAGAAGACGACCGUUUUCAACAUCUCUCUGUCCUUAGAGUCGUUUUUCUCUUUCUGGAUCUUGUUGGGUUUGAAAUGAAGUCAGACAUCAGACGUGGGUGUUGGAGGGAUUACUGAAAAACCAGCUUAAGAUGUCACCGAGGCCAUGAGGCAGUGAGAGAAAGCUGGAGACAUGGUGAAGAAGUAAUUAAGUGGGCUAUUUAAACCUGAAAAGAGGAGAUAACCAGAGUAUUAGAGACUAGUUUACCCUAAGGAAGUACAGAGGACUGUAAACAAAAAAAAGAAAUGAUGAAUAUAAAUAAACAGAGUAAAAUAACUGGAGCUAUUUGAUUUUAAUUCUCACGUGAGAAAGAAAUGCUAGAAAGUUAUAACCUGCAAAUAAUUUGACUAUUUUUCUAUUAAUUAUGCACUUUGAUUACUUUGCACCUAAACUCGAAGCCCAUGAAAAAGAGGACUGUAAACUUAAAUAAAACGUCAAUUCAAACAAACAAAAAAAAACUUUAAAAUGAAUAAUAUAUAUAUGAACAGGAGAGUAAAAUAACUGUAGUUACUGAAUUUAAAAUCCCAUGUGAGAAAGAAAUGCUAAGAGGCAAAUGGUUUAUGACUAUUUUCCUAUUCAUCAUGAACUUCGAUUACCUUCUGUAUGCACCUAAACUCUUAAAAGUCAAAUACAUUAUAACAAACUGUUAAUAUUUAAAAAAUUUGACUAAAUUAAACCACAUUUUCCAUGACAGGGUUUAGUCUUUUCCGUCAGCUCUGCCUAGAAAUCCUCUCUACAGCGGAUCAAACCUCUUUUUUUCCUCUUUGCAAUAAUAAAGUUUUGCUCUGAGGACGAGGACAGCUGUAAAAGUUUGAGGGUCGAUGUUCAAGGUGCAAUGUUGAGUCCAAAUGGUAUGUAUGGAUUUCAUGACACUCAGCAGCAGAGACAUGUAGUUCCUUGAGAGAUAACACAGGUCUGUGCAUCACUGUUUGUCACCUACCUCAGCCUGUUUCUGCCGUUAAACGAGCAGCUAAAUCUGCCCAGUUUCCACCACACACUUGAGGUUAUAACUAUCUGUGUAGUUCAGGAUGGAUUUAUCUAAAGGCCUAACUGUGUGCAUGUUGUAUCUGAUCCCUCCCCAACAGUCAAACUCUCCCAACACCCUGUUUCUCUUUAUCUGUAGCCCUGGAGCUGCACAUGCUGAGGGUGUUUCUCUUACCCAACGUCUGAACAAUCCUCCUCUCGCAUGAUCCCACAUGUUUAAACAUUUACAUACCUGUGUAUAUCUGCAUGUUUCAGACCUGAAUAACUUCACUUCUGCUCUCCAGGUGAGACUUCAGACGCAGCCCAAAGCCUCCUGCGCUCAGUAUGUCCUCUACAACGGGACGUACGACUGUUUCCGCAAGACCGUGUCCAAAGAGGUGAAGACAAACACUGACAUGAACACAAAGUGCCAAAAACAAUCAGAACUCAAACUUUCAAAUUCAAAUGUACAUGGAUGUACCUGUUAAAAGAUUACAUCUCCAGUUUUCUGAUUUUACUGAAGAGUUUUGAAGGAUUAUUUUCAUCAUUCAUCAGUCCAGUCUUGCAGCUGUACAGCUUGAACAACUCCUUGUUUGUCUUUUGCUGCCACAUAUCAGCACCUAUCAAGCUCUGGUGGGACUGCUGCACCUCGUCUGCUUUUCCACAAGUUGGAAAUGAAGCUUUGGGGUGUUACUUUUUACACAGCUGUGUAGUCAAAAAAAAAAAAAAACAAAGUUAUGACUCUAAGAAACAGUCGAGACUAGCUGUUUGAGACAAACUGGAACAAUGACGUUCAGAGUGGUGGGAGAGUUAUGUCUGUAAAAAUCUAGGAACUUUAGACUUGAGGAAACUUUUCAGGGUUGAGGUUUUGUGAGGUGAAGUCUCCAGGAAACAGAGAAAAUAUGAUGUGUGUGUGUGUGUGUUCAGGGUGUCCUCGGCCUCUAUAAAGGUAUGGGCGCUCCUCUGGCAGGAGUCGCUCCGAUGAUGGCCAUCAGUUUCUUCGGGUUCGGUCUGGGGAAGCAGCUCCAGCAGACGGAUCCUGACAAACCUUUAACGUGAGUAAAAGAGAAAAAAACCUCCUCACUCAUGUGAAGCUGUCAGCGUGAGCGUCUCUCUUACAGUGUUUGUAAUACCUAGAAUACAAACUCUAUUUAUAACCCUUCCUCCGUCACCCUCCUCUCCGCUGUCAUUCGCCUGGCAGAGCCCACUCCCUCCACACACCCCCGUCCUCGUGUUACCAGACCUCUCAGCUCCGUCGUUCGCUUCGACCCCGGGUGUCCUCUGUCUAAAAGUGUUUUGUGUUUGAAAUGUCACGUGUGCGGCCGCCGUCUCACCCCACAAAGUUUUCUAGUCUUCUUGUUCCUGAAAAUCACCUUCACUGCGAAGGUUAAGCCCUAAAUGUUAAUCUGCAGGCUCGCUAAACUAAAAAUAACAAUAAUUAAUUUUGCUUCUUUAAAAAUGAAUCAGCAUAAAGACGGUCUGAUAUCAACUUUAGCCAAAGACGAGACGUCGCAGAGGCAGAAGCAGGACUGGAGAUGAGCUUCAGAGGGAAACUAAAGUGUUAUAAAGAUGAUUUUACUCUAUUUUAACCCAAACUGUUCAUGUGUCCACAUGUCCAACUCUGUCUGCGCCUCUCCUCUGCUCUCUAAAAGUGAACAUUUCCUGUCCCGUUCAGGCACACUCAAAUAUUCCUGUCUGGCUGUCUGGCAGGAGUCUUCACGACCGUCAUCGUGGCUCCAGGAGAGAGAAUCAAAUGUUUACUGCAGGUAAACUCUCAGUGCGACCACAUACUCAUGUUUUUAUGCUCUCGGGUGAUCAGUCCACACACAGACUGUUGUAGUGAGAGGAAACAGGAGCUGAAGCACCUCCUGCAGCCUGAUGUUGUUUGUUAACAUGUAGUUAGAUAACCUUUGGCCAGUUUGAUUCAUUACGACUUCUUUUCAGCAAAAAUGCAACUCAAGCUCAAAUAAACGUCAGUGCAGAUAAAAAGCACCUGUCACAGACUCAACUUCAAAAUAAAAGUACUGUACAAAUGAAAAAGAUCAAAGAAAAUGACAGGGCUUUUACUUUGAAUACCAGCUGUACCACAUGGUUUAUAAUUCAUGCUUCACAGCAGAAAACCUCAGUUCAGAUGCGGUCACCCUGUCGGGGUCUAAACUAUCUCAUCUGUUGACAUGUACGCCAACAAUCAAGCCGUACCGAUGUCUGCAUCAAACCGAACCUCUCAGUGGAAACACACCGUUUCAUUUUGAGAGAGGGUAGCUUUACUUCAUCAAUCAUUGUUCGUAUUGAUUGUGUGUUUUCCAGGUACAGGCCAGCAGUGGGAAGUCAAAGUACGCCGGUCCUCUGGACUGCGCAGUACGGCUCUACAAAGAGCAGGGGAUCCGCAGCGUCUACAAAGGAACUGUCCUGACUCUGAUCAGAGGUAAACUUUUGUUUCAUGAUGUUUGUGGAGAUUUUUGGAUUUAAAGUGCCGAUUUACAGCUUCACAUGUUCUCUCUUCAUCUCCCAGAUGUGCCUUCUAACGGUCUCUACUUCCUGACUUAUGAAUACCUCAAAAACUUCCUCACACCAGAGGGUCAAAGGUCAGUAACCACCAGAACUUACUUUAAUACAGAAUCUAUGAUUGAGCAUAGCUGGUCAGGAAACUUAAAGGGAUACUCUUAAAGGGAUAGUUGUGUUUAGUCUCUUUGCUAAAGAAAUGAGUCAAAGUUAAAAAGAUGUUUGGUGUCUAGUACUAUGUCUGUGACCCUAUAUGUCCUGUUGAUGAAGUUAGGUGCUGUUCUGAGCAUUAUUUGUGGCUAUAGAGUGGCGUUUUGGUUGGGGGCGUGUCUCUCUGUAUUGCUAUCCUGCGGUCGUUACUAAAGUUGGUAUAACUAGAGAAGGAAGCGGUCGACAACAUUCAUCUCUGGAGGGGGGUCUAACUCGGUGUUACGGUGGGUUUGACCCUAACUUAUUUCACGCUGGAGUAUCCCUAUAAGACCUGACCUGUGGGUCCUAGCAGCAAUAGCAGCAACCAUACUGCUUCAAUGUUCCACUACCCGUGUGUAAACGUCAGCCUUUUUGUGUUUUCUGGAUAUCAUUCUCACCGUAAACCUGCCCUCUGUGUGUGUCAGCGUUUCUCAGCUCAGCACUCCAAACAUCCUCCUGGCUGGAGGAAUAGCGGGAAUAUUAAACUGGACCAUCGCUCUUCCUCCAGAUGUCCUUAAGUCAAACUUCCAAACAGGUGAGAGAAACUGUAAAUCUCCUCACUGAGAAACUGGAGGAUAGAAAAGAGAGAGAGACUGUGUUUACUUUCUCUUCUAUUAACCAGGGUGUCCAGCAGCAGUACAGUUCAAACAUCACAAUAAACAUUUAAACACAGUAAUAAAUAAACUUGUGGUCAAAAAUGAUGGUAAUAAAGUCCUUAAACUUUUCUUGUUUGUGUUUUUGAAGCUGCAGAAGGAAAGUACAGGGGUCUACUCGACGUCUUGAGGACGCUGCUCCGAGAAGAAGGACCUAAAGCUCUUUAUAAGGGAUUCAACGCAGUUUUUCUACGAGCCUUCCCUGCCAACGCGGUAAAUAAAAAACUGCUCCUGUAUGACUCUGAAUUCUUGUCCUUUAUUUCCACAGUGAUAAAAACAGCAUCUUCCACCUUUUUUCUAACCACAUCACCCCUCUGUAUCUUACUUUUUGUUCUCCCUUUCAGGCCUGCUUUCUGGGGUUUGAGGUGGCGUUAAAGGGACUGAACUUCCUCGCUCCCAGCUGGUGAAAUAAACUUGAAAGCGCCUCCAUGUCUGCUUCUCUGUACCACAAACUGUGUCACAAAUGUGUGAGUCCCAUCACAGGACGUUGAAACGUGAUGAACUGUUGUUUUCUUCGAUGUACAUUCACCUUUACUUUAACCGUGGUCCUCUUGUUUAAUGAAGAUACACACUCACUUUAAGAGUGACUUGAUGACAGAAACGUUCACUCAUGAAUGUAUGACUUUGAGGGUGAAAAUGAAGAUAUAUUUGGGGGAGGGAGGGGGUUGGCUUUGUGUUUAUAAUGUUUAUAAGUUUAUGAGCGUUCAGUUUCGGAUGCCCACAGUCAGUAUUAAUUUAUUCAACUUGGUGUAGAGCUUUGUUAAGGUCCAGGGGGAGUUUUAUAAACUUUGUGGAUAAAGUGUUUGAAUAAAGAGGUCUGUAUUUCUCUUAAGAAG